AUGUUUUCCCCCAAGGCUGCGAAGUGGCAGUUCAUCAUUGUGGACAAGACCACCAUCACUCACCGGGAGGUGGAAUCAGACCACAACUAUGACAUCAUUGUGGAGUUCCUUGCGGGAUUUGCACAUGACAUCCCGACUGCUGCUGAUAUGAAGGAUGCCUUGGCCUGGUGCAGCGAGCACUAUCAGUUGAACCCCUACAGACACAAGCGCAUGGACAUGAUCAGGGCUGUCAUCCAGGCUAAGCUGAAGGAAGAAGGGAUGCUUUCACCUGAGGGCAAGAAGAUCCCGACCCGAGGUAUUGGAGCUUCCAGGAUCAAGCAGCAACAGGCUGCCACUCAUGCCAUGUCGUGGAUCGACACGAUCGACACCCAGCCAGGAGAUUCUCAAGGAUGGCCAUCCCCAUCACCCAUUCGUAACAUGCCAUCCCUGGAAAGCCCCAAUGUGCCAACUGCAGCUACUGAUCAAGUUCAAGAAGAUGAUGAUGACGAAGAAACAGCUGAGGAGGAACCCCCUACUUCUGAUGAUGAGGUUGAAUGUUUGCCGGUGACUGUGCAUGAUGGUUCAACCAUUGAAAUCUACGAUGAUGACUGUACUAUGGAAAAACCAAAGGAAACUGUCCAGGAAAAAUGCAAGGAAUCUGAGGAUCUGGCUGCGCAUUCCAAAGUCGAUGUGCAAGGUUCUGCACGUCCUGCUCCGGAUUCCAUCCGUGGGCAUGCAGGUGCAACCACGGGACAUGUUCCAGGUAGUCGUCCAGAUGGAAUUCCCGAUGAGGAAAAGAUUGCUGAGACAGUUCAAGAAGUUUUGGACUCUGAUGGUGAGGAAAAAGAAGACCAUAUCGACAAGAGUACCAAAGGAGUUUUCAAGGACCGAAAGCCUUUGAAAGAAGAGAUCAAUAUUCCUCAAAGUCUACAUGAGCAAGCGGAUGUCCAAAUGAAGUCUCUCUUGGGCACGACCGGGGAAGCCACAACAGAAGAGCAUAUGGUUGAAAUGGUCAAGGCGUCUACUCAUUGA
Messenger RNA from Cladocopium goreaui, 1011 nucleotides. Lineage: Eukaryota; Dinophyceae; Suessiales; Symbiodiniaceae. The record is from the annotation of a GenBank genome assembly.